This is a messenger RNA of Elephantulus edwardii (Cape elephant shrew), 765 nucleotides long. It is a transcript of the gene BPIFA2, whose product is annotated as BPI fold containing family A, member 2. Lineage: Eukaryota; Metazoa; Chordata; Mammalia; Macroscelidea; Macroscelididae. The transcript has 5 exons. Bases 1 to 765 code for a protein of 254 amino acids. Gene Ontology annotation, molecular function: lipid binding. The record is from RefSeq and is a predicted model, not a curated record.
AUGUUCCAGCUUUGGAAGCUUGUUCUCUUGUGCGGUCUGCUCACUGGGACCUCCACAGCCCUUCUUGGGAAUGUCGACCUUAAUCUGGAUGUCUUGGGCAAUGUGAAACCUGCAACUGACCUGGGUGUCUUAGACACUGUGCAAUCUGCUGCUGACCUGAGUGCUUUGAACACCGUGCAAUCUACUGGUGGCCUGAGUGCUUUGAACACCGUGAAAUCUAAUGGUGGCCAGGGUAUCUUGGGACUGUUGAAACCAUCUCUUAACCUGGGCCUCUUGGGCGGUUUGACAUCUACUCUUGGCAAAGUUAUUGGUGGCACAGUCAAUACUGUGGAAAAUACACUUCACGUUGAGAAGUUGCUGGACAAGACCCUUUCUAACUUGCUUCCAAGUGUCUCUGUGGGGUUGCAAAUCAUCGGCUCUAACAUCAAGGAUCUCAAAACUGACCUGACUGCUGAUGGCAAAGGCCUUUCCUUGAGGCUCCCCGUUGUCAUUGAUGCUGCCUUGAAUCUGCCUGGUGUUGCAGAUGUUGUCAAAGUGCAGAUCUCCUUGGAUAUCCUGUCUGAGGUCAGAAUCACAACUGAUCCCAAGACUGGUCUCCCAACUGUCACCACUGGGGCAUGCUCCAGCGACCCAGCCAGCUUCCAGGUCACCGUGCUAAACAGGGAAAUCUCACUUGUCAACAAUCUUGUUGAUCACCUCACCAAAACCAUGGACAAACUUAUGUCCACCAUGGUGCAGCAACUAGUAAGUCCUGGCUGGGGGUAA